UGAUCGACCAUGCAGUGAUGGCUGUCAGUUCUCUUUUGCGAUCACUGCGUGCAUCACUCAGCAAUCGCAACUGCCGAUGCAUCACCAAGAUGUCGUGGUCUGACCUCGUAUUUCCUCAUCGCACAUCUGUGGACAAGGACCCCGCCGGCUCUGUCCACAUGUUACUCUUUUGAGCGCUUGUCCCCGGAGCCUCGGACACCUUUCCAGCAAUUAGCUCGUCGAGACAACUGCCGUGACUUGAUGAGUGGGGUAGCUCCAGCGAUGGCCCAAGUAAGAUUGAUACUGAUGCAACGCACGAAAUGCGAAUUCUCUUAAAGCCUUGCCACCCUUUGGUGCUGUUCUUCCUGUAAUUCUACAACUGCUUUUUGAACACUUUCACACAUGUAAGGCAACUCUCGGACCCAGGCGAUGUACAGUUGAGCUUAAGAGCACUUCAACAACACCAUUGGACCCCUGGCACAUUCCCACAACCAAAUAUCUAACAACCACCAGCACAAUGCCUCUUCCCCACGGCGUCUACCGCGCCGACCACGUCGGAUCCUUCCUGCGCCCCAAAUCUGUUCUUGAGGCUCGCGCCAAGGCCGCCAAUGGCGAGAUUUCCGCUGCCGACUUGCGCAAGAUCGAAGACGAGGCUGUCGCCAAAGUUGCCCAGCUCCAAAUCGAGAAUGGUCUGCGCUCCAUUACAGACGGCGAGUUCCGCCGCGCCUACUUCCACCUCGACUUCCUGAAGCACCUUGCUGGCAUCGAGGAGAAGGGUCAGGUUGGCAACAUCCGCCACAAGGACGGCUUCAGCCCGCCCACCCUCGUAGUUACCGGCAAACUUGGCCACCCCGACGCCAUUCAAGUUGAUGACUUCAACUUCCUCGAGCAGGCUAUCAAGAACAAUGGGGGCGCCGCCACAACAAAAGUGUGCAUCCCUAGCCCCACCAUGGUGCACUUCCGCGGCGGCCGCGCCAGCAUCGACAUCUCCGCCUACCCCGACCUCGACGAGUUCUUCGCAGACCUUGCCCGCGUCUACCAGGAGGAGCUCGCCUCCCUCUACGACGCCGGCUGCCGCUUCGUCCAGCUCGACGACACCAACCUGGCCUACCUAUGCGACCCAGACAUGCGCGCCGCAGCCGAGCGCGAGCGCGGCGAAGACCUCUCCGUGCUGCCCCGCAAGUACGCCGCACUCAUCAACGCGGCGAUCUCCAAGCGCCCCGCGGACAUGAAAAUCGGAAUCCACCUGUGUCGUGGCAACUACCGCAGCAAGUGGUUUGCGUCGGGUGGCUACGAGCCCGUCGCCGAGGUCCUGUUCAAGGAACUCAACGUCGAUGCAUAUUUCCUCGAGUACGAUGAUGCGCGCAGUGGUGACUUCAGCCCGCUGCGCCACCUGCCUGCGCACAAGGUCGUUGUGUUGGGUGUGAUGAGCAGCAAGAAGAAUGUGCUAGACGAUAGGGAGGAGAUUGUGGGCAGGCUGAAGGAGGCCGCUGCCGUUGCACCAGGGGGCCUGGAUCAGCUGUGUUUGAGCCAUCAGUGUGGAUUCUCAAGUACCGCAGAGGGGAAUGAGCUGUCUGAGGAGGAGCAGUGGGCCAAGGUCAAGCUGGAGGUAGAGAUUGCGAAGGAGCUUUGGGGUCAAGACUUGAGCAAAUAAGCUUUUGAAAAAUUGGCGGUAAGGUGUGUUGGUAGUAUGGAGUUGCGGCGCACGAUAAAAGCGAUAGAGUGGAGAGGAUGUCAAGGUCCCAGCGCGGAUUGACGAAGUCAUGUCUCAACGACUGAUGUGAAGAUAUAUAUAUACCCAAAUCACAUGGUUCAACCCUUUCAAUUGCUGUGUUUGCUUCGCUUGCGGGUUGGUUGCGUUGCUUCGGUCUUGUGUCAGGUCUUGCCGUCUGAAUGUAGGUAUCGUACGAUUGUCUAUGUCUGAUCUAUCAUCUACUGG
This is a messenger RNA of Boeremia exigua, 1918 nucleotides long. RefSeq lists its product as uncharacterized. The coding region runs from base 497 to 1633 and encodes 378 amino acids. Gene Ontology annotation, molecular function: zinc ion binding; 5-methyltetrahydropteroyltriglutamate-homocysteine S-methyltransferase activity. The record is from RefSeq and is a predicted model, not a curated record. NCBI's taxonomy places the organism in Eukaryota, Fungi, Ascomycota, Dothideomycetes, Pleosporales, Didymellaceae. The transcript has a single exon.